Physella acuta is the source of this 9363-nucleotide messenger RNA. Its product is annotated as mediator of RNA polymerase II transcription subunit 13-like. Gene Ontology annotation, cellular component: mediator complex. Gene Ontology annotation, biological process: positive regulation of transcription by RNA polymerase II. Lineage: Eukaryota; Metazoa; Mollusca; Gastropoda; Physidae. The record is from RefSeq and is a predicted model, not a curated record. Gene Ontology annotation, molecular function: transcription coactivator activity.
AAAGAAGUUGAUCCAUCGAGGCGCCAUUAUAGUAGCCAUAUUAUUGUGAGAACUCCAAUUCCACGAUGGACGAACGAUAAUUAUUGAGAUUUUGUCUUAGGAUUUAAUUAUAUAAUUCACUUGGAUAUAAUUUAGGUUCAAAAUAAUAUGGAGUGACUAUGAGUCACCCAAAUCCGUCUGGAAACGGCUGUUCCUUGGAGGAUUGCCUCACAAAUCUAUUUGCUUUGACUGAUUUGUGUGGCAUAAAGUGGCGUCGCUUGACCUCAGAACCUACAAACUAUGAGCUUUUGGAUGAUCCAGUUUUAGUAGGGUUUUCCCGCUGUAUUAAGAAUGACAUACUGUGUGUUUGGCGCAGAGUGCAGCGGGAUCCAGAGCAGCGCCAGCCGGAUUUCAACAGUUGCAAAGAGUUGUGGAUUUUUUGGUAUGGGGAGGAGCCUGAAUCUCUAAGACAGGCUACAUCUGAUUUAUGCCUGAAAGAACUUGAAAGUGGAACAUGGGAUAGAGAUAAAGAUAAGGAUAAUGGUCUCACUUAUGAAUGCAGAACAUUAUUGUUCAAAGCACUUCACAAUCUUAUUGAAAGGAGCCUGCUGUCAAAGAACUUUGUUAGACUGGGGAGAUGGUAUGUCUUACCAUAUGAGCAUGGGUGCAAUGAUACUGGUGUGCACCUGAGCUUUUGUUUCCACUACUUUUUGCACGGUGAGAGUCAAGUCUGUGCGAGUAUUGAGGUCAAGCUGCGUCCUCCUGUGUGGCGGCUGACAAACCAACACAUUGCUUUGGUACAGGAUAACCAAGCCAGCAUCCAAGUGAUCUUGGCCCCACAUGGCCUGAGUGGAAUACUGACUGGUGUUACCUAUUCUGACAUUGACCACAACCAAACCUCUUCUAAGAUUUUUGCUGACUGGGCAAAUUACUACCCCAUCAAAGAUAACUCUAAAGAUGAGUUUGUUGGCAACAGUACUAAUAAAUUGCCUAAUAUGGUGGAAGUCAUUGUUGGUGGUACCAGACUGCGCUAUCCAACAUGCUAUGUUUUGGUCUGUGACAAUGAGGAACUCAAUGGCAGCAACAGUGUCCUCCAGCCCAUGCAGACUUCACUUCUUCCAGGUCCCAACAGCAGAAACCUUGCACGCUCCAUGUCCCAGUUCUCUCCACCCUCCUCACCUGGUGACCCAGGAAUGGGGAUAGAUCACCAUGGCAUGAAGAUAGCACCACUGUGUGCAGUGCCCGGUCAGCCUGAUAGCCUGCCGUUCAUUAGUGACAGUAAAGCUGAGGCUUUGGGUUACCAGUUAGCUGAGAAAGUCAGACAAGAUGCCUGUCUCAACAUCGCUCUUAACAAAAGGUUGUCAGAUGUAGCAAACACAGAUGAUCAGUCAACCCAGCAACAGUCCCCUGUGGGUGUGUGGAAUUUCUCUGAUCCUGCCGGCAAAGUGCACUGCAAUUGUGUCAAACACCGUAAAAAAGCUCAGGGUAAGGGGGCACUUGGGGGAAAGCAUGGGAAAGGAGACAAGAAUGAAAAGCUAGACCGCCAACUCAGCAGAUUGAGUCGAAACCCUAUUCCAUUUCACCGGCGUGGCCAUCAUGUGGAUGACUUACUUCAGUUUGAUGUUGAGAGGAUGAUGACCCAGCCCAUGCACCAGCCGAACCCAGCAUUCUCCUCUACUGGGGCUACCACAAUCACCAGUAGCAGCAGUAGCAACACUACCCCUCAGGGUAGGAGUAGCACACCCAUGCAUGACACUGUCAUGCCGAUGGACACGCCCAACUCAGCACCAUCUCCACUUGAUGAACCACAACCACCAGCAUCGUCGUCUAUGGACCCCACCAUGCCCACCCUAAGCCCACACCCACCGAGUAAAUUUUUGACUGAUGGUAGCAGUGGUAGGUCAGGGAGUGCUGUGGCAGGUGGGAUUGGCGGCGGGGGGAGUGGUGCUGCCACAGACUUGCAUGCAGCCGCCCUGGCUGCUGGUGGUGGUAUCACCAACGGCGGAACCACUGUUGCAAACUGCAGCAAUAACGGUAAUAAUUCCACUGGUAACCCUGGGAUCCUUGGCAGCAAUUUAUCAGUGGCAGUGACAGGUAGUGUUAAUAAUCUAUUGAACAGUGUAAAUAUUGCAAAUAACCUUGUGAAUACUUCAUUGGACAUUACAAACAAAAUGGAGGACCCAGCGGCAGCAGGUAAAAUUGGAACUGCUCCGUCUGUAAAUACCGCCUCGGCCGACCCGCAGCAAUUUUCUUGGAGUUCUGUUACCUCUAAAACAGAAAGCAUCAGUCACUGGGUGAACUCACACCACCAAAGACCUAACCCUGACAAACAGCAUGAAAGGUUAAUAGACACUAAUUUAAAACGCCCUUCAUUACCAACUAAAGGUUCUGAUAGUGACACAGAGCAGGGUAUGGAUUCACUCUAUGAUUUUGAAUGGAUAAAUAUGUGGAUACACCUACCACUGAAGAAAGGUCGGUUUGAGUCUCUGGGUGACAGCAUAUCUGGGGAUCUGGGUGCCCAUUCUUCGAACUUCUCAUCACAUUCUCGCUCCAUUCCUAUGGUGCAAAGUCCAUCUCAACCUGACCCAGAUCCUUAUGAAUUUUCUGAUGAGGCUUCUAAAGAUCCAAAAACACUAACAACAAGAUCCAGGCCUAGUAGAGAUGAGAGGCCCUCACCUCUUGGUAAAAUGGAGGAUGAGUCUCGAGCAUCACCACGUCAGGGUACUGAUGUGUCAGUGAAAGAUGAACCAGCCAAUGGUGAGCAAGAGAUGGGUCACAUAACUUCCCCCUUAACACCAGGUGGCAGCCUGACUAGAGAGCGGGACAUCAGAGUUGUUGGAGCUGAUCAGGACCUUCUACAGAUCUUUCAGUCUGACUCCUCAGAGGAGGAUGAUGAUGGCGGGGCCCAUGACUCUGGUGUUGGCAGUAAAUCAACAGAUGAUCUGAAGCCUCUUAAAAUGAAUAAUGGCACACUAGGCAUUAUUCCUCCUCUAGACCUUGGACGUAUGUAUCCCACACCCCCUUCACAUGAAACCAACAAAUCUCAUUCUCCUGAGACCAUGACAGAUGUCACCAAUGAAGGCAUUCUCACUAGUGGACCCAUUGGAACAUUUCAUUCUUCAUUAGAGAGCACAGCUCCAUCAGUAAUUGACCCUGUUACCAAUAUUAAAUGUGAUGUGUUUGUCCCACCCAUAGCUGCAGAGACCAUUGGUGCUAGCAAAUACUCAGCAGUAGAUUUACCUAGCGGUCGAUCUUCUCCGUUACCCAAUAUACCUGAAUACAAGUCCAGUUGGAGUUUUCCCACACCUCUCCUGGACUCACAGCAUUCCCAGAGAACGCACUAUGUUAAUUUGCCCAGCGUUGAGAAUAUUUCAUCUAUACGAACUGUUGGUUCUGGAGCGGGUAUUGAUGCCAGUCCAGCAAUAUAUAGCAAUAGUCAGCAGCGUACACCAUUAAGUUAUGAACUCACUUCACCAGCAUCAAACUCCUCUUCCUACCUCAACAAAACUAACAAUUCCAUUGACAAUCAUGGCACCAAUAGUCAGCUACCUGAGGCUCAUAGUUUAUUACUGAAUGUUCUGUUAUGUGAUUCUAUAUUAAACCUCUUCAAAGAUCACAACUUUGACAGCUGUACUAUAUGUGUCUGUAAUGCUGAUAUCAAUGGCAGUGAUGUUAGUGUUUAUCUCCCUGAUACAAGUAAAGGAUCCUCGUCAGGCUUCAAAUGCAGUUGUGCUUUUAGUGCUGCUGUGAACCGGAGAUUUGGCUACAAUUCAGGACUGUUUUAUGAAGAUGAGGUUGAAAUCACUGGUUUCCGGCAUGAACUCUUUGAUCAUCGAAAAGCUCCCCUUGUACAGGUGGAUUUGCCAAAAAAUAAUGGUGAUAGCUCAUCAAAGUCAGAAGAUAUUACUCCUCAGGUGAUGAAUCAACUCCUUGGGCAAUAUGCAUCACCAUUCAUAUCAUGUAUAGGCAGCCACCACAUAAACCUUCUACAGAUGUCAACAGAUAUGUCUUAUCAGCCUUGUACUGUAGAUAUACUACAAAUUAGAGAUGCUAAUGAUGUUGUGAGUCAAGCAAUAGAAGUGGCCAAACAGGCUAUGGACAACUGUUCUGGUAGAUAUGAAGACCAUCUCCUCAAGAUAAAUUACAUGCAUAAGUGGCCUUACUUAAGAGGACCAGGGUGUGUUCCUCACAACACACAAGACACUAUACAAUGUCUCAAGUCUUUGCAUCCAAUACUUCAAACUGCAAUUCAGAAUAAAAGAGUCACAAGAUUGUGGGAAAACACAUACACACUUCAAGGACCCAUCAGCUGGAAAGAUUUCCAUGAUUUGGCUGGAAGAGGAACUGAAGAAAACCAUGAACCACAACCCAUUCCACAUUUCCUGGUUGGUCAUGAUAGAGAUUGGCUAACAGUUUCACCUUACAGUAUACGUUAUUGGGACAAGCAAUUCCUGGAGCCUUAUGGGCGUAUGCGUGAUGUCCUGUACGUUGUCGUGGCACCAGACAAUGACUUCAUUUUGCAACAUGUUGUGGCAUUUUUCAAAGAGUUGAGCACUGUGUAUGAAAUGUGUAGGCUGGGGAGACACUGUGCUAUAAAUAAACCCUUGCGUGAGGGUGUCUUGAGGGUUGGAAAACAAGCUGCAGCUAGGCUUAUUGAUGAGCCAGUGGAAGACUGGUUUAAUUUUUUAGGAGAAUCAAGUAUAGCAUCCAAAUUGAAGCUUUAUGCUCAAGUUUGUAAACAUAACUUAGGACCAAUCCUAUCGCAGCCAAACUUGGACAAAUCCAUGUUUGAUCAAGGUUCUGGUAAUGCACAUAAAGCCCAGUUCAAAAUGCCAGAACCUGCAUCUAAUUCUGCCCGGCCUGCCACCCCAGACAAUCUACAAAAUUCUAACUCAUCAGGGCAGGGUCAAGGCAUUGAUGAUGGGAAAGAUGGUAAUGCAGAGGGUAAUGGACAACAGAAAGAUGGCCAGCAUGAAAGUGGCGAUGGCAGCAAUGAGGACAACAAUCCUGAUGCCCCUGGCAUUGUGGUGUACAUUGUAGAUCCAUUUUCAUAUGGGCAGGACAGUGAAACAAUAUCCAGGCUGGCUAUGAUUGGGUUGCUGCGCUGUUAUCAGCAGAUGGCAUUACCAGAGAACCUGGCCAACAAUCUAAGUCUGCAGUUGGUACCUCUUCGCACAAUACUGGAACACAAAGACAGUGCCAACAAGCUUCAGACACUCAAGUCUGUAGCGUUUUCUGUCUUCACCUCAUGCAAGUGGAACCUGGGUCACAGUAUCAUGGGUCGUUCUUUGACUGGGUUUGGACCCGCUGCUGCAGCUGAACAGUAUCUGAAACGCAAAGGGCCUGAAAAUUUCAAGCUGUACAGUCCACCCUACAUACUUGCUUCAACUAAAAGCCGACAAAACCAAAUUAUGGAGGCCAAAAGUGAUCAACAAAGCAUUGUUUUCUGUGGCUAUUGUCUGUCUGAGGACCAACGAUGGUUGCUGGCUGUGUGUACAGAUGAGAAAGGAGAACUUAUGGAACAUUGCACUAUCAAUAUUGAAAUACCCAACAGAAAUCGCAGAAAGAAAGCUUCGGCAAGAAGACCAGGACUGCAGAAACUCUGGGACUUUAUCCUGGGUGUUGUGUCUCUGACAUGUUAUCCCACUAGGCUGGUUAUUGGAAGAUUUGGACGUAUGGGACAUGGAGAAUUAAAAGGAUGGUCUGGGCUGUUGAGUAAAAAGAAUCUACACAGCGCAUCCCGUCGCUUGAAAGAUAUGUGUGGGCAGUGUUCAGUGAUGGGACCUUCUGAAGUUCCCUGUGUUCUUAGUGUCUGUCUAACAUCUAUUGAAACACAUCCCAGUUUCCAAGUGGUAGCAGAUGCCAUGAAACAGGAAGAAAAACAGAGCAGCAGCAUUCCACUCCAGACACCCAGAGAUGCUAGUGUCACACACAUUUUGGUCUUCCCUACAUCAGCUACAGCCCAGGUAAACGCCAACCCCCUCCAGCAAGACCCCCAGAAUGAUCUCACAGCACAUUUUGAACUGGAUGAUGUUUUCUCUGACAUCAACAACAUGGGGGAGGAGAUAAACCUGUUUGAGAUAGGUCUCUUUGACAACUUUGACAAUGCUAACACCUCCCCACCCGUCUCACCAAUCAGCAAUGCACAGCGACAGAACUCACGCAACAAUGGACCUUCAGCUAACAUGGCAGAGAUCCAGGCUGACCCACAGGAUGACUUCAACCUGCUCCAGCAGCCACUAGCCAUGGGCUACUACAUUUCAACAGCUCCGCCAGGGCCAUUACCCAAGUGGUUCUGGUCUGCCUGCCCUGAAAAUGAAUUUGUUAGUCCACAUGUCUUCAAGUCUGCCCUGCACAUUCAUGAGUCAUCUCGCCAUGAUGAGUUCCUUCACAAGUCAGACAACAGAAGUAAACCACACGCUCUAGAUUCACACAUGACUUGUGAUGUACUCAGGUAUGUCUUGGAGAACUACAACUCUCUGUCCUGGCUGACAUUUGACCCAGUGCUCAACGAUCGCCGAUCUUGCCUGCCAGUUCACUUUGUGGUGCUGAUGCAGCUGUACCAUGCCCUCCACACAUUUGUCUAACAGAUCUGCAUGUCGUUGUAGCAUGACCCACCUGUGUCCAUCCACCGACUCCCUGAUACCUGGAGUUGGGUGCAACAAUCACACCAAAAAGACUUGUCUUGUUAUUUAUAUAUAUUUGAUACUAAGAAUGCCUGGAUGAUAUGUGAGAAAGUGUAGCAAUAUCUUGUUGAUGUAGAGCUGUUUGAUCCAAUAGCUAAACACUAAAUAUAUUUGAAAUAUAGUAUAUUUCACUCGAGUUUAUUUUAUGAAAAAUCAAUGGAUUGAAAAGUAAUUUUGUAUAUCGCCUGGGUAUAUAUGCUUGGCACAUUAAUAAUAGAAAGCUUAAUAUAAAGAUUAUUUAAGGUCUAUUAUACCAUCCAAUACAGUAAUACAAUGAUGGCAGCUAUAUUGAACUUUGUUUUUAAUUACAGGCAGUUUCAUUUUCUUUAAAGGAUUUGAAAUUUUUAUCCCAACUAUUUAAAUAUGUAAAUGUUUUGUUUAGAAAGAUUUAUCCCUAAAGUGGUUAUUAAAAAUUGUAAUAUUGUCUUAGGAAGGACAGGUUAGGUGUAGUUCCUACAUUACUUGAGCUACCAGCUAUGUUUUAAAAUCAAAUUUCAUGUCACUUGUUUAAAUUAUUUUUUCCUAUUUGUGUUCAUUCAUUUGAUGUAACUUUACUAGCUUAUGUGUUCUCUUUCUGUGAAAGGGAGCCUACUUUAGGAGCAUAUUGUCAACAGAAUAAACAUGUAGUUUAGGUAGAUUAUAUUUUUAAAUACGUCCAGUACACACAAAUACAUAUUAGUUACGGAAAGUUUUUUUUUUACGUGUAAUAAAACAAUUGUUAGUUUGGCUGUUAGAAGAGAGUGAUAAUAGUGACCGUAAUUAAAAGGUUUGCUGCAUGUAAUUAAACAAUUGUUAGUUUGACUGUUAGAAGGUGACAGUAAUCGAAAGGUUUGCUAUAUGUAAUGAAACAAUUUAACUGCUAGGUGACAGUAAUUGAAAGGUACAUGUAAUGAAACAGUUGUUAGUUUGACUGCUAGAAGGUGAUGGUGACAUAAGAAAUGGCAGUACUUAACUUCUCUUGUGAUAACUAGCUGCUCUGUUGUUGGCUUGACAAUGAACAAGAUUGAGACAUGUUUUUUUUUUAUACCCCCAGCAAGAUGGCAUCUUGGCAAGUUUCCCUUUGUUUAUGAUCACCACCUACACAAAUUGUUGCUUGUCUGCCAGUUGUAUGUAGUGUUGGACUGGUCAGUUUGAUGUUCAUGUGAUAGAUUUGUUUGGUUAUUUACCAUACUAUAUAUAGACAUUACAGUGUUAGUCAGUGGGAAAAAAAAUCUAUAUAUAUUUAUAUAUAUAUAUAAACCAUUACUGCCUUGCACCAUUAAAUGUUUUUGUCUGGAUUAUAUCAAUAAAGUUUGUAUUUUAAAAAAAAUUUUAACUGAUCUGAACAUGACAUGGCAUAAAAGGUAUUUUUAAACUCUCAAUGCAUUAGUCUGUACAUUGAAAUACUAAGCUGGAAACAAUAAUUGUGUAAUAAAAAAUUUUUUUUUACCAAAGAAAUGUUUUUGAUGUCUCUGUAUUGGGACUUGUGUUGACACAUAGGUGAAACCAGUUGUCUAUGAAAACUAUUGCAACAAACUGAUGUAUAUUUUGUAUUAGUUUUGUACCGUUUCAAUUUUUAAAAAAUUCAACUCUAUAUGUGCUCUCAUGUUGUUUUUUUCCCCCCUCUUGUAUAUGAACAUGCCCUAAAGUAGCAAAUAGAUGGUCUCUGUACAGCUAGUCAAAUAUGGGGUGUCUGUGUACAUACACACCUGAUAAUUCCUCACCUGGUUUACAACUGUCUGCUCUAUUUCAUUUCAAAAUGUUUAUACAUACAUAUAUAUAUACAUAUAGAAUACCAGAAUUACUGCAUCAGUUGUUUUUUUUUUUAAUUUUCCAAAUGUUUUUUUAAUUAAUCCAUUGUAUUUUAUGCUUUGAGAUGACUGCUAUCAUGCAUGUAGUUGACAUUGUUUCAAAGAUGAUUUCUCAUGACUGUUAUGUCUGUAUAAAUAUUUAUGUUCAAGAUGAUUUCCUAUGACUGCUACAAAUGUCUGUACAAAUAUUUAUAGUGGUGAACAAAACCUAUGCCCUGCAACUCUCCUGUAAGAGAUUUUUUUUUUUUAUAUCCUGAGGUUCCAGUAGAAUUCAUUUGCUAAACUUGUACUAGAUGGUAAAACAAUUGGAAUAGAAAUCUAAGUUGUUGUGCAUAUUUAUGUCAUGAAACUAUAAAUUGAAUAAAGUUAUUUUUAAAAAAAAAUAAUGAACCUCUGAGAGCUAGAUUAUUUAGAUGUGGUUUAAUUGUACCCUAUAAAAGCUAAAGUAAAUCUGCUUUUUGAAGUGGGUGACACUGGGUUGUGAAAAAAACUCACUUCCGUUGUUAAUUUCUUGACUGGUGAGUAAAGUGUAGUAUCUUUCCAUUGCAUUUAUUAUGACACCAUUUCAUUGUAUGAUUAUUAUUUUUUUGUAAUACAUAUUUUUAAUAAUUGUAAAGACACUGGAUAUUGUCCUUCAAGUAUUAUCAGAAAAUAAAAAAUUCUGAUUUUUUUUCUCUCUCAAGAUAAAGGAACAAAACUUAUAACCUAAACGUUGACUCUUUCUGUGAUGGUUAUAUUUUUUGGUUCAUGUUUGUUGAAAGUAGUGUGUAAAUAGAGUGAGAGGUUUAGUGUCAGCUGUCUGUCUGUCAACAAUGAGAUGUUAAGUUAUUCUCUAGAUGGUCAUAUCAUACAGCAGUAGUCCUGAGGAAAUAUCUGGUAAUAAAACUCAUGAUGCAGAGUCUAUAGAA